GCCAACAUUGGACCGCACCUGGCCUGGAUCGACUACCCACCCAACCACAGUGCACCCAACCAACCACCACUCACGGUGACCCACCGCAAGUUCAGCCAGCAAGCAACACUUUGCAGAGUUCAUAGAAUUAUUGCGGUGUAGCUAAGUUGCUUUGUUAGUAUACUUGAUACGUGGGAAAAUGCUUUCGACAACAACGCGAACUCUUCUCACGAACGUCUUCAGGUCGUGUCGAGGGACACUUCGUGGGUUCGCGUACGAAGGUGACGGCAAGACCACGGUUUCCGUACUCAACAAGGACCGAGACGAUGUUUUGUUAGUGGAUUCGUAUUCCACGGUUGGAUUUCGUCUAAACAACGGGCUCUAUGUCAUCGGUCCGAUGGCUCUUUUCCCGAGGAGUGUCCUGCAGUGGAACGUGGGUUCGCUGGAGAACGUGCCUGAAGAAGCGUUCUCGCUGUUCACCUUGCUUGAGCCAAAGAUCGACGUUCUGGUCAUAGGAAUGGGCGACAGGCACGAGAGAAUAGACCCCAACCUAGUCAAGUUCCUCAGGUCCAAAAGAAUCGGCCUCGAGGCGCAUCCCACCGUGACAGCGUGCACGACUUUCAAUUUUCUCAAUGUGGAGGACAGGAAUGUGGCAGCCGCCCUCAUACCUCCGACAAGCGUCACAACCGGCGACGAAAUCUACAUCCAGAAUGACAGAAUCCGAAGAAAUCUGUUGUUGGGAGAGUAGGCGCUCACACCCACUUCGCUUGUGCAAGUACAAUUUCGGCCCUCACGUGCUCGUAUUGCAGGUCCCAUUGCCGCGUGCCACUGUGAGUGCCAGUCUUUUAUAUAGCUGCCGCGUAGUCUACGAAUUCGAGCAAUAAAUGCUACACGUGUAUAAUGCAUCUAAA
Molecule: messenger RNA, 890 nt
Organism: Ixodes scapularis (black-legged tick)
Lineage: Eukaryota; Metazoa; Arthropoda; Arachnida; Ixodida; Ixodidae
Product: NADH dehydrogenase [ubiquinone] 1 alpha subcomplex assembly factor 3
Exons: 1
Coding region: 179-727 (182 amino acids)
Biological process (GO): mitochondrial respiratory chain complex I assembly
Cellular component (GO): mitochondrial inner membrane
Source: RefSeq, a predicted model, not a curated record